This is a messenger RNA of Orbicella faveolata, 3344 nucleotides long. RefSeq lists its product as uncharacterized. Lineage: Eukaryota; Metazoa; Cnidaria; Anthozoa; Scleractinia; Merulinidae. Gene Ontology annotation, biological process: carbohydrate metabolic process. The record is from RefSeq and is a predicted model, not a curated record. Gene Ontology annotation, molecular function: hydrolase activity, hydrolyzing O-glycosyl compounds; polysaccharide binding.
GCUUAGCGAUGCUUUAUGAAGAGUUUCCUCCCUUUCGAAACAGGGGAAAAAACAACCCUCGAAAGAGCAGUUCAGAUAUUCAAAGCAAAUUAUCAUUGGCACAAUCUGCUGCAUGUAUUGGCAGAAAGGGAGUUUUGAAAUAUGCUCGUGGACCUUGUCCCAACCCAUUUCCUUUUUUUCCUUAAUUUUUAUCGCGAUGUACUCCUUGAGAAUCAUCUCACGAAGCUCUGGAGGGAGGCUUUGAAUGGCCACGGAAAGUUGGCAGCAUUCUUUCCGGCCCCGCAUCAGCCACCCGCACUUGUUUGGCGCUCGAGACAUCGCGGCUCGGGCGUAUAACAGCGGGCUCGCUUGUUUCCAAUUACCGUGGGAGCAGCCCCACACCCCUAGUUGUUAGUAGUAUAUAGGGAGUCACACAAAUACUUUUUCAAAGAGGGAGCUAAUUUCGCUUUUCGCAACCACCAGGUUCAACCGGCCCGAGCUUGUGAGGGCCGGACUUGACGGUGGUGGUUGCGAAACGGUGAAAUAAGGCUCCCUCUGCGAAAAAGUAUUUGUGUGACUCCCUAUAUACUACUCCCUCUCCUUCCCCGUUGUUGUAAGUAGUAUAUAGGGAUUAUGAAUACUGUUUCAAAGAGGGACUCAGCAUUUCCCCGUUUUGCAACCCCCCAGGUUCAACCGAAGCGAGCAUGCGAGCUUCGGACUUAAAGCUGGGGGUUGCAAAACGGGGAAAUACUCCUCCCUCCGCGAAACGGUAUUCAUUAAACUCCCUAUAUACUACUAUAUAAUUAAAAUUUAGUUGAUUUUUAUCUCGUUCCGAAAACUGCCCUUUUCGCGCUCGUCGAGGGGCACACAUGAACACUCACAAAAAUACGCCACAGGAAACGCAAAAUACCUCUCGGAUAUUGUUCACUAGCUUGGAAGUUGGAGGGAAAAUUUAAAAGUGAGUUUGGAUAUGGUGUUGUAGCUGACAGUAGGAAAGCCGGAACUUGACCGAUGCGGGAAUUCGAAAUAGCCCUUUUUACGGUAACGUUUCCCAUCUGCAUUACAGUGUAAUCCGACAUGUGGGUGAGGCCUCACAUACAUGUUCGAUUAUAUUGUCAGACAAUUGAGAAACGUUAACCUUGAAAACAGCUAUUAAAUUAUCACCUAUAUAAUCACCUAUGGCCGCCUACUUGCUUCUAAAUGGUUCGCUCCCAGAUGAUAUCCAACCCCAGAACUGCUCAAAAUAAAGUAAGAAAAUUCCGCGAAACAUAGCCCGUUCCUAUAUGGGCCGAAUAUGUUUAUUUUUGUUUUUGCUAAGCCUCGAGUGCCCCGGGAAUGAUACAGUAUUUCUUAGCCUACGUCAAAGUUUAUUUUAUUUUCAUCAUGUGCUAUGUAUAGUCAAUGAUUUUGCCUGUUAAAAGGCGAAAACGAAAACGACCGACUCGCUUUAAGAUAAUUUAUUUUUACAACAGUACAGUUAUAAUUCAAGUGGAAGCUUAGCUUCAUCCAAAUCAGUGUCUUUUAUUUUCACGACCUUACUGCUUGAACGUGCUACGUUUAUCACUUCAAGCCCAUAUGCAUUCGUCAUGGAACAAUCGUCAAAUAAAGGAGUGACUUGACACCUUUUUUAGUUGUCUUUAAGUUAACGCUAAGGUGUCACACGGUUGAGGAUUAGGCCUGAUUUUUUUCUUAUUUAAAUAUUUUGAUAUGGACUCGUUACACGCGUGGGUGCUAAUGCCAUUACAUGACGCACAACGUUUGCACGUGCGGAGCUGCUGUGAAAACAAAGAGUGCAAACGGUGAUAAAAAGUUCAAUUUAGUGCUAACUGUCUGAUUUGCCCAGCCAACUAAAACGGAAAAAACGUUAUCCAGUACAAAGACAUCAGUCGCAGUUGGAUAAACAUCACUUCGUUGAAGUCUGGUACUUGUUUGGUAAGGUGCACUGCUGUCUGGGAGAUCUCGGAGCGGUAUUUGCAAUUGAGCACAUAAAUCGGGGAUUGAAAUUGCUGCAACUAACCAAACGAAGAUAUCAUUCUGUUUGAAGAUAGAUAUAUUCAACAUGAUGCGGGUGCUGUCAGUUUUCCCAUUCAUCCUUGCUCUCCAAUGUUUUUCCUCAACAAUCGGUGAACAAGGCUACACCACGGUUGUUAACAAAUGGAACAAGGGCUUCAAAGGAGAGAUCAAACUGAAAAUGAACAAAGACGUUAGUGAGGCGGGGUGGACUAUGAGGCUCUCGUUUCCAGUUCGCACUCCAAACUUGAAAAUCUGGGGAGCGAAAAUCACUGGACAGGAAAACGACCGGGUCUACACCAUGGUAAAUAUGCCCUGGAACAAAAAACUGUCAACAGGAGACGAGUUACAAAUGUUUUUUUUAGCAGAAAAGACUACGGAUGCAGAUGCCCCCAUAGGGACCGUGAAUUUUGAGCGCGGAGCGACUCCCACGGGGCAACCACCAACGCCUGGCCCCAGUUCUCCUAGACCCACGACAGGGCGUCGCAAUUCCUCUCCAGGCCCUAGUUGCACUCCAAACACCAAUUGCCCCAUUUCUACUCGACCCCCGAAGACCACUAGCACUAAACGCCCGCGCCCGACUUCAAAACCAACAAUAGGCGUACCGCUAAAGCUCAGUGGGUACAACUAUGGUGAAGUGCUGAAGUUGUCCAUUCUGUUUUAUGAAGCUCAGCGAUCUGGAAAGCUUCCGAAAAACAACCGCGUCCCGUGGAGAAAGGAUUCGGCACUAAAAGACGGCAAACAGAUUGGUGUAGAUUUAACUGGAGGAUGGUAUGACGCGGGCGAUUACGUCAAGUUUGGCUUUCCAAUGGCUUCCUCUGUCACCGUGCUAGCCUGGGGUCUAUUGAAAUACAAGAAGGCCUACAUAGCCGCUGGUCAGUACGGUCACAUGUUAAAUAGUAUCGAGUGGGCCACGGACUACUUCAUAAAGGCGCAUACUAAAAGAUAUGAAUUUUAUGGCCAGGUUGGUGAUGGAGAUAUCGAUCACGCCUACUGGGGCAGACCAGAGGACAUGCCUGAUAAUAUGAAGCGUCCCGCCUGGAAAAUCACGCCACAGAAACCGGGAUCAGAUCUGGCCGCUGAAACUGCGGCAGCCCUGGCUGCAUCUUCAAUUGCCUUUAAAGCUAACAAAGCAAAGUAAGUAAAGAGCACAAAAGAUAACCGGAGUUGCGUCUUCAUAUUAAUUUUAGAGGAAUCUUUGUCUUCAAAAUUCGCUCUGAUGGGAUCUACAAAAAUUUCAAUUCUGAAUAUUGAAUCUGCAUGACACGAAUGAUUAUCCCAAUUAAUUUGACUCCGAUUUAUUACUGUGUGGCACUAAAUUAUGGAGCGAGCCAUAUUUUUAGCACGUGCUCUCA